AUGACCACCGUCCUUCAAAUCAAGUCACUAGGUGAGAUUCGAGGGAAGGACCACGACGGGGCGGUCCAAUUUCUUGGGAUUAAAUAUGCCACUCUCAAGAAUAGAUUUGCGGAUGCAGUGCUCAUUGAGCGGCGUGAUGGCGAUGUCCUCGACGCAACCAAGGAAGGACCAACGGCUCUGUCUCCAUCGUUCGGAUGUGACCUGGAACUGGGUAUUCAACAUACACUCCCAAAGAAAGACCUUCCUCAAUCGGAACUGGACUGUCUCAAUUUAAAUAUCACGAUUCCUUCUGGUACCACGGCCUCAUCUAAGCUUCCAGUGUUUCUCUUCAUUCACGGUGGAGGGCUUGUGCUUGGAGCCAACUCUUGGCCACAAUUUGAUUAUGUACGGUUUGUCAAAUUGUCUGUUGAGAAAAAUCUCCCUAUCAUCGCGGUUUCCAUCAACUAUCGCCUGGGUGCAGUCGGCUUCCUUACAUCGGAGGAACUACGUCAAGCUGGAUACAAAGCAAACAACGGACUCAGAGACCAGAGAGUGGCCAUGAGAUGGGUGCAGCAACAUAUUGAAGCCUUUGGUGGAGAUCCUGAGAAUGUCACUCUUGCAGGAAUGAGUGCCGGAGGAGCUUCUGUGACAUAUCAGCUUGAUUCCGAUGAGCCGCUCUUUAAGAGGGCUAUUGUGAUGAGUGGCACAUCUCUUCUGAUCCAACCUCUGCCUUGCGACGUCCACGAACAGAACUACCAGCAGGCCAUUUCAGCCUUAAGACUGGCAGAUCUCAGUCCUCAGGAACGAAUUCAGGCUCUACUGAAGAUCCCUGGUAAGGAACUGUUGGCCAAGAUACCUCCAUCCGUCUUAUCGGCUCCUGCAAUUGAUGAAGAUAUGGUGCUUUCGUUUCCAACAUACACGCAGGUAGCGAGCAAGAACUCGAACAUUCCGAGAGGGAAGAGCUGGUGCAAAGAUAUAUUAAUAGGCGAUGCUCAGAUGGAUGCCAGUAUUAUGGCGCUCCUGAUGGUUCAUACAAAGAAGGAUUGUGCAAGUAAAUUUACCACUGCAAUCAACACCGCUCUCGCAAAUCAUCCGAAGGUGGCGCGCGAUAUCUUAGACAGAUACAAGAUCACCAAGGAAAUGGCAGAUGAUGAGGCGUUUACAGCAAUUCUCAACUACAUCAAUGAUAUUGCUUUCUUUGCUCCCGUCCUAGCAUUUGCAGAAGGCUGGAGAGGGAAUGCAUAUGUCUAUUACUUCAACGAGGGGAACCCCUGGGACGGGCCUUGGAAGGAUCAAGCAAGUCAUAUCCUCGACCUAGCUUAUCUGUUCCAGAACUUCCGAGAGUUCAUGAUGCCAGCCCAACAAACACUUGCGGUCACUUUUGCAGAAGACGUCUUCAAAUUUUGCCAUGGCAUCGAGCCGUGGCCUGCUGCCAUUCCUGGUGAUCUGAAAACCAAGUUCACGGCACGAACCUACAAAUCCAGUUCGAGUGUCGGGCAGGUCAAUGCUCCAUACGGCGAAGGAAGCUCGAGAAGAAGUAUUCUUUUCGAUUAUGCUGGUCAAGUAUCGCUGGAUGAGUUGGCAGAUGUGCUCAAUGUGUUCAGAACGCUCUGA
Messenger RNA from Aspergillus clavatus NRRL 1, 1593 nucleotides. Its product is annotated as putative carboxylesterase. Bases 1 to 1593 code for a protein of 530 amino acids. The transcript has 5 exons. The record is from RefSeq and is a predicted model, not a curated record. NCBI's taxonomy places the organism in Eukaryota, Fungi, Ascomycota, Eurotiomycetes, Eurotiales, Aspergillaceae.